Molecule: messenger RNA, 1080 nt
Organism: Ceratotherium simum simum (southern white rhinoceros)
Lineage: Eukaryota; Metazoa; Chordata; Mammalia; Perissodactyla; Rhinocerotidae
Source: RefSeq, a predicted model, not a curated record
AUGGGCAGCACGAGCGGACAAGCGGGUGACCUGAGCCCAUCGCAGGAGAAGACGUUGGCCCAGUUCUGGGAGAACAUCCAAGAUGUCCUAUCUGUCCUGCCCAGCCCCAAUGACUACUUCCUCCUACACUGGCCCCAAAGUGAGGAUAGAGGGCAGAGUGAGAUGAAGGGCAAGGGCAAAAAAGAGGAGUGUCACGUGGAGUUUUGAAAGCAAUAGGACCUGGACAACACCCUUGCAUGGCAGCCCCCAGAGGUGGUCAGGCUGUAAACCACCAAUGGCAUUGAGGGCAGCCCUGUCUGGUACCACGUUAUCACAGGCCUGGCCCUCAAGGGCUUCCUUCUCUCCAUCUCCAGACAGGAGCUGCUCAGGGACAAGUUCUGGAGCUGCAAGCUGCUUCUGCGGGAGUAUGAGCAGGAGAGCCAGGAGCUGGGGAAGAAGGUGGAGAAAAUCACGGCCGUUUUUGACUUUGAGGGGCUGAGCCUGAGGCACCUGUGGAAGCCAGGAGUGGAGUUUGCCCAGGAGGUGAGCCCCCGUGGAGCCCUUCUUGCUUCCACAGGCAACUGGAAGCAGGAGCUGACAAAGUUCAUCAGCCCCGACCAGCUGCCCGUGGAGUUUGGGGGGACCAUGACUGACCCCGAUGGCAACCCCAAGUGCCCAAGCAAGAUCAACCACGGGGGCGAGGUGCCCAAGAGCUACCACCUGCACAACCAGGUGAGGCCGCAGUACGAGCACACGGCCACCGUGGCCCACGACUCCUUCCUGCGGGUGGAGACCGAGGUCUGUCCCCUGAGGUGGCAGUUCGCAUCAGGUGGGGCUGACAUCGGCUCCGGGGUUUUUCUGAAGACCAAGAGGGGAGAGCGGCAGCGGGCAGGGGAGAUGACCGAGGUGCUGCCCACCCGGCGCUACAACGCCCACCAGGUGCCCCAGGACGGGAGCCUCACCUGCCUCAAGGCCGGCUUCUAUGUUCUGAUGUUCAACAACACCUAUAGCCUGGUUCAUUCCAAACACAUCAGCUACACUACGGAGGUGCUGCUCCCAGACCAAAACUUCGUGGAGAAGGUGGAGAAAUCUGAGUUUUGA